Trypanosoma conorhini is the source of this 498-nucleotide messenger RNA. RefSeq names its product prefoldin. Gene Ontology annotation, biological process: protein folding; regulation of DNA-templated transcription. The coding region runs from base 1 to 498 and encodes 165 amino acids. The transcript has a single exon. Gene Ontology annotation, cellular component: prefoldin complex; cytoplasm. Lineage: Eukaryota; Euglenozoa; Kinetoplastea; Trypanosomatida; Trypanosomatidae. The record is from RefSeq and is a predicted model, not a curated record.
AUGAGUGGACGAUCGGCGGAAAAUAGUAGCGGUGGCGCCAUCAACAUUGCACAACUUCCGCUUGAGCAGCUGGAGGAGCUGCGGAAACAGUUGCAGGAGGAUGUGAACAGCCUGUCGGCUGCCCAUGAGAGCCUUGUGGGUGCGCAGAAUCGCUUUGCGAGCAACUGCGAGGUGCUGGGUGAGUACCAAAAGGUCUGCGAGGCGGCCCGCGCGAGCCCAGAGAAGCCGCAGGAGGCGCUUAUCUGCAUCAGCAGCGCCCUUUACGCGAGUGGCCGCAUCGUGCCAAGCGACCGUGUGCUGGUAGAUGUUGGAACGGACUACUUUUUAGAGAAGCCGAUGGCAUCCGCCAAGUCGUAUUUCGCAAGCCGCGCCGAUGCGGUGCGCGAAAACAUCGAGUCCCUGGAGCUGAAGCUGCGGAUGAAGCGGGGACAACUCGCGCAGCUGGUGGACACCAUGCGCGCGAAGCAGGCGGCUUUGCAGGAGGCAGCCGCGGCGUGA